AAUGUAAUGUACCACACCUUAAAACAACAUCAAAACUCUGAACUCUCUCUCUCUCUCUCUCUCCUGCAUUUUCUCUCUUUCUGUAGAAUCCUCCAAUGGCAGCCACAGCCGGUGCAUCACCGUUGAUCUCCAUGCACUCUCGCCCUUCUCACUCCUUCCAACAUGGCUUGGCAAAGCCAAGGGUUUCUGGUUUGAAGCCAGUUUCGCUUUCUUAUUUUGGAAGAAGCAGCCUCUCUUUUAGGAUGCGGCCACUUUCAGUUCGUCUUCAGGUUUCUUGUGCUGCCAAACCAGAGACCGUAGAAAAGGUGUGUAAUAUAGUGAAGAAGCAGCUGGCUUUACCUGAUGACUCUACAGUUACUGGCGAGUCAAAAUUUGCAGCACUUGGGGCUGACUCACUCGACACGGUAGAGAUCGUGAUGGGACUCGAGGAGGAAUUUGGGAUCAGUGUAGAAGAGGAGAGUGCCCAGAGCAUUGCAACUGUUCAGGAUGCAGCAGAUCUCAUUGAGAAGCUCAUUGAGAAAAAGUGAGGAAAAGGGCGCAUUGAAGUAACAUUCAACAAAAAAGAAAAAGAAAAAGUAACAUUCAACCUACAUUGAAAGUGGUUUUUACUGUUGUCAUGUUUUAGCCUGCUGUAUGUGGAUUAUACAGCAAUUCAGUAAUGAAAUCAGAUCUUUUGUUUGUUAAAUCUGAAAGGAACAAGUUGGUUGUUAAAUUAUGAAGACGUGUCUUUGCAUUAAAUUACUGCCUUUUUUUAUUUUUAUUUUUUAUUUUUUUAGCCUAAUGGUUAUGCACUCUAUGAUCAAAUGAAGAAUGGCCCUCAAUGUUUAAGGUAAA
Molecule: messenger RNA, 834 nt
Organism: Quercus robur (English oak)
Lineage: Eukaryota; Viridiplantae; Streptophyta; Magnoliopsida; Fagales; Fagaceae
Product: acyl carrier protein 1, chloroplastic-like
Exons: 4
Coding region: 96-527 (143 amino acids)
Biological process (GO): fatty acid biosynthetic process
Molecular function (GO): acyl carrier activity; phosphopantetheine binding
Source: RefSeq, a predicted model, not a curated record